This is a messenger RNA of Bombus huntii, 1615 nucleotides long. RefSeq names its product protein PTHB1 (gene BBS9). The transcript is spliced from 5 exons. Gene Ontology annotation, biological process: cilium assembly. Gene Ontology annotation, cellular component: membrane; BBSome. The record is from RefSeq and is a predicted model, not a curated record. Bases 254 to 1615 code for a protein of 453 amino acids. Lineage: Eukaryota; Metazoa; Arthropoda; Insecta; Hymenoptera; Apidae.
GGAAAAGUUGUCGAAACGGUCGGUCGAUCGAUUGAUCGUCGGGCGAUAGCGUCGAAUGGGCUAGCGACGCACGCGAGUGCCGCGAUCGAACCACGUCGGUCGACUUAAGUUACGUAACAAAUACCGCUCGAACGCCGUGUUUUGAAGCAGCGACUCCAUAGUAACGCCGAUAGAGGGUAGAAAAGAGAAACGCGAGGCAAGCGGCCGCGAGAUAGUAAACCAUUUUCGUUGGUCCUCGAGCGUUUAGACAGCGAUGUCGUUGUUCAAGACGAAAGAGUGGUGGCGAACGAGGUGCGGUGCGAACGAAACAUUCGAUAAGCACAGCCUGUUGGCAGCGCCGUUGUUCGGAAAGGAGAGACAAGAUGUGCUCGUGGUGGGAAGUCACGACGGUUACCUUAGGAUGUACAGUCCGUCGUCGCGAUGGGUGGACGAAACGAAAUCACCGACCAACUACAAGUCCACGGAUUUGAUGAUCGAGACUCGAUUAGACGGUUGCAUCGUGGAUAUGAAGGCGGGAAAGUUCGUCUCAGGAUCGCAAGAUCUACGUUUGGCGGUAUUGACGCCAUCCAAGUUGACUGUUUACAACGUGGCUCUGGUCGACCAAUCCACCGAAUACGGAGAUCGGUGCGAACUGAAGAUCGCUUACGAGCAUCCGCUGCCGAGAUUUCCGGCAUCGUUGACGAUAGGACCGUUCGGCGGCGUUCGCGGCAGAGACUUUCUCUGCGUUCAAUGCCUGGACGGGACGCUUCUGUUCUACGAGCAGGAGAUGUUCGCGUUCAGCCAGGUGACGCGCAAUCGGUUGUUGGCCGAGCCGAUCAUUUACGUUCCGCGCUACGAUCUGUUCGUCGCCGCCAGCUCCUCCUGGUAUCUCGAGUGUCACAGGUACCAAAGUAUGGCGGAGUGGUCGAGAAGCACGGAACGAGUCUCCGGGAGCGCGAACGGCGCGGAGGAGCGCGACGCGCCGCAUCGGCGCGCCAAUGCCACGAGCCUCGAGCCAGAUUGGACGUACAACAUCGGCGAAGCGGUUCUCGGCAUCGAGGCUGUCACUUUGAGCAGCUUCGAGGUUGGCAUAGUGGUUCUCGGCGAGAAACAUCUGUACUGUCUAAAGGACAAUUGUACGUCGGUCAAGUACGCCAAGAGGCUGGAAUACAAGCCGCUCUGCUUUCGAGCUUACGUUAUCGAACCGGACGGGAAGUUGAUGGUGCUCGUAAUCGCCGACACAAGCACUCUCAUGAUUUACGAGGGUAGCACGUUGAAAUGGUCGGCCCAACUGCCUUUCGCGCCGGUUGCCGUUGCCAGAGUUCAAUUAGAGGUGAGUCCGAGUUGGGCCGAGUCGAGCCAACGCGUGUUUCGCUUAUCGCGAAACAGGGCCGCGCUCUUUGCAUUUCACGGUUACGUUUGGGGACAAUUGUCGUGGCUCGCGAUGUUUACAGCACCUGCAGGGCGUGAUCGUAGUCUUGUCAGCCGAUGGUCGACUGGAAGCCUGCUACUUAGGUUCGGAGCCGAGUUUAUUCGUCGCACCGCCGCUUCAUCCACGGGGUUACGAUUACACCGCAGCGGAACAGGAGUUGGCGGAACUGCGAGCUCUCUCGAGGAAGAGCAAGGAUUCCGGUGA